This is a messenger RNA of Dioscorea cayenensis subsp. rotundata (Guinea yam), 1335 nucleotides long. Its product is annotated as probable aquaporin TIP1-2. The record is from RefSeq and is a predicted model, not a curated record. Gene Ontology annotation, molecular function: water channel activity. Gene Ontology annotation, biological process: water transport; transmembrane transport. Lineage: Eukaryota; Viridiplantae; Streptophyta; Magnoliopsida; Dioscoreales; Dioscoreaceae. Gene Ontology annotation, cellular component: membrane.
GCUAACCAACGGCUAUACCCGCCGGGUUAACCCGGCGGUUGCAACUCGGUUCCAAACCGGGCCCUGACCCGGCGGGUCAACCCGCCGGGUCAUGGGUUGGGGUUUCCCCAAACCGGCCCGGCCCGUCUUGUUUUGGACGGCCCGUGCCCAGAUGUUACACAUCACGUGCGGACGAAAACAAACGGCUGUGAUACAUCGAGGUCAUCAUCGAACAAGAUGGACGGUGGCGGGGACCCACAAAACGACCAAGUCGGCGGCCAGCAACAUCACCGCUAAGAUCUCCACAGCCAGUCAAUCAAUCCACGUGGCAUUCACACAGUGAAUCGGAGGCCCGCCCUCAGUGCAAGGGCAACCGACAUCUGUCCACUUGAUUCCCGGCGUUCCCCGUCACCACCUCUCUUGGGUAUUUAUACAAACACCUUCAGUGCAACUCCCAAACUACACACAAUGCCGAUCAACAAGAUCGCCAUCGGAGCUCCGGCAGAGGCAAGCCACCCUGACACUCUCCGCGCCGCCCUAGCCGAGUUCAUCUCCAUGCUCAUCUUCGUCUUCGCCGGUGAAGGCUCUGGAAUGGCUUUCAGCAAGCUAACGAAUGAGGGGGCGACGACGCCGGCGGGGCUGGUUGCGGUGGCAGUGGCGCAUGCGUUCGCGCUGUUCGUGGCGGUGUCGGUGGGGGCGAACAUCUCCGGUGGGCAUGUGAAUCCGGCUGUGACGUUCGGAGCGUUGAUCGGUGGAAAUAUCACGUUUUUUAGGGCGAUGUUGUAUUGGAUCGCUCAGUUGCUUGGAUCGGUAGUCGCGUGCUUGCUUCUCAAGUUCGCCACCGGCGGCAUGGAAACAGCAGCGUUCGCGCUGGCGGCGGACGUGAGCGCAUGGAGGGCGGUGGUGCUGGAGAUGGUGAUGACCUUCGGCCUUGUCUACACCGUCUACGCCACCGCGCUGGAUCCCAAGAAGGGUGACAUCGGCGUGGUGGCACCAAUAGCCAUUGGCUUCAUCGUCGGUGCUAACAUCCUCGCCGGCGGCGCUUUUGACGGCGCGUCCAUGAACCCAGCUGUCUCGUUUGGGCCGGCGCUCGUGAGUGGCACGUGGGAUAACCACUGGGUUUACUGGCUUGGUCCGUUCGCCGGAGCGGCGGUGGCGGCGCUUGUUUAUGACUUGGUUUUUAUUGGCCAGAGAACCCAUGAACAACUCCCUGUUGUGGAUUAUUGAAAGAGAUUUCAUGUUUUGUUUGCAUGUCUCUCUUUUGCUUAAUUUCUUGUCUUUUAUUAUUAUUAUUUUUUUUUAUUAAUGUUCCUUUUGAGUUAGUGUUUAAUGAAAGUUAUGGGUUUGGUAUUUUAA